Molecule: messenger RNA, 1305 nt
Organism: Hydra vulgaris (swiftwater hydra)
Lineage: Eukaryota; Metazoa; Cnidaria; Hydrozoa; Anthoathecata; Hydridae
Source: RefSeq, a predicted model, not a curated record
UGUUUUUUAUGUAAUUAGGAAUAAACUUUAGAAUGGAUCUCCAUCAGUUUCUUAUUGUUGCUUUUAAAAAUGAAGAAGAUGCUGUUGCAAUUUUGCCAGAAACAUUUAAUUAGUAAUGAACUUUGCUUUUGGCCACCAUAUACCUCACAAGGCAGUGUAAAUAAGGCUAUCAAAGAAUGUGAAACUCCUAAUGAAAAUUGGCCAAAACAUGCCAUUUAAGUUUUUAAAAAAAUAGGUUCCUACAACAAGGCACAAUGUCAACUUGAAAAAGCUACCAUAACAUCUGAUCUGCAGAGUGAUUCAGAAUCAAGUACUAGGCUACGUCCAAAGCGAGCAUUUUUAUAUCCUGAUGAGCACAGCGUUUUUUGUAGAAGAAUCUAUUCCAAUUUCUAAAAAAGUUAAAUUGUUGACACCAGCUCCGGUUACGCCAAAAAUAUUUUCCUCUGGAACAUCCAUGCAACUUACGCCAUCAAAAUCUGUAAACGCACAAAUGCUAACUCCACUACUUUUAUUCACGCCUCCUGUAAUAAAAUCUAAAAUAAAUCUUAUAGAUGAGGAGCAGAGAUCACAAGAAAUGUUGCAAUCGGCUGUGACAAACAAAAUAGUUUCAAUGUUAGUGGAACUCAAAGAGGAUGUGGCAAAUCUGAGAAAAGAGAUUGCAUACAACACAGCCAUGCUUCAGAAUAUUGCUAAUGGUAGAGUUCAUAAUGAUGACCAAAACAUUUUUGAUAUUCUUAAACUUCCUUUAUGCAAUAUGGCUCAGUUAUUGCAACUUGAAAAAACACUUGAAAAUGAAAAAAUAACAAUGAAAAAGCUUAUACGAGCAGUUGCUUCUAAAGGUGGGCAAAACUUAAAAAAGGCAGUGAAGAGAAUGUUGUUGUCAUUAUUACAUAAUGAUAUUCUCAAAAAACUAAAUUGGACAGGUCAGGGUGAUAAAGUCAAACAGUCUUUCCGUGAUUUGAAUUGCAGAAUAGUUAUCGAAGGCGCAUUGAAGCGAAAUCCCUCGACUUCACAAGCCACAGAAAGCGAUAUUCAAAAGGCGAUUGUACAUUUUUUGGCGGGAGCAAUCGAUAGAAAUGGUGGAAGGAAGGCGAGAGCCACAAGACUACUGGCUCUAAAAGCUACUGCAACCGAGAAAGUAUCUUGUUUUUUGAGGGUGAAAAAUAAAAUUUUUUCUACUUUACCAUCGACUUCCAAUUCAGAGGAAUCAAAUUAAAAUUUGUUAUUGUAAUAUGUUAGAUUGUAAAUAUGUUAGAUUGUAAAUAUGCUUAUAUUACUCAUUGAAUAUUAUAUUAUAUAAUAAUA